UUACCUGUUGAACGAUUAUACUCACAAAGUAACUACCCAGUAUAUCGUAAACAGAGAAAUUCCUGUGUUUGGUGCCGGUUUAAAAAUACGGCUGAGCAAGGGAAACGCACUGAAAAAUCACCACUAAGUCAGGUGUGGUGCACAACAUAUAAUGUAUCUUUAUGUCUCAAUAAGCAACGUCUAGAUUGUUUUAUUGUGUAUCAUGAAU
This is a messenger RNA of Scutellospora calospora, 208 nucleotides long. The record is from the annotation of a GenBank genome assembly. Lineage: Eukaryota; Fungi; Glomeromycota; Glomeromycetes; Diversisporales; Gigasporaceae.